Messenger RNA from Encephalitozoon intestinalis ATCC 50506, 1692 nucleotides. Its product is annotated as arginyl-tRNA synthetase. The record is from RefSeq and is a predicted model, not a curated record. Lineage: Eukaryota; Fungi; Microsporidia; Unikaryonidae. Gene Ontology annotation, cellular component: mitochondrion; cytoplasm. Bases 1 to 1692 code for a protein of 563 amino acids. Gene Ontology annotation, molecular function: ATP binding; arginine-tRNA ligase activity. Gene Ontology annotation, biological process: mitochondrial translation; arginyl-tRNA aminoacylation. The transcript has a single exon.
AUGUUUAACGAGCUUUUUAAAAAAGUUGUGGAACAAGUAUCCAAUGUCUCAAAGUUCAGUCCAGAGGAAAUCGAGAGAUGUAUGGAAAAGUCCUGCCAGCCAAAGAAGCCAAAUGUUACUCUUUUCCUCAUUAAAAUAUCGUCCUCUCCACAGGAAGAUGCUAAGGAGCUUCAUGAAGCGCUUGAAAAGGCAAGCAUCGAGCUGAUUCAAAACCUGGCCAUAAGAGGACCUUCGGUGUGCUUUGACAUUAACAAGAAGGCAAUACUCAAGGAUGUUCUUGGUUAUAUCCAAAGUAACAAGGAGACAUUUGGAAACAAUAGCAUUGGAAAAGGCAAACGAAUGGUGGUGGAAUACAGUAGCCCCAACAUUGCAAAGAUUUUCCACAUAGGACAUCUGAGAACAACAAUAUUAGGCCAGUUUAUCGUAAACUUACUGAAGGCAUCUGGAUACGAGACAGUCAGUAUGAACUACUUUGGAGAUUGGGGAAAACAAUUUGGCUUUGUACUCCUUGGAUACAGUAAGUAUGGAAGUGAAGAGGAGCUGGAGAAAGACCCUCUCAAGCAUCUGUUCAAUGUCUAUGUGAAGAUAAGCGCCGAUGCAAAGGAAAACCCAGAAGUUGAUCUGGAGGCCAGAGAGAUCUUCAGGAAGAUGGAGGAGGAAAACGACGAAUGGUGCAUGAAUCUCUGGAAAAGAUUCCGGGAGCUGAGUGUUGAAAAAUACAAGAGUCUCUAUGAAAGAUUGAAUGUGAGAUUCGAUGUCUAUUCCGGAGAAAGCCUGUACAACAAAAAGGGGAAAGAGAUAGUUGAGGCGUAUAAGGAAGUCAAGACAGAUGAGGACGGGUCCAAGGUAUUUGAUCUUGGAAAAAACAGAAAGGUACUUGUGAUGAAGAACGAUGGAACGACACUCUACAUAACAAGAGAUAUUGCUGCCGCAAUUGAAAGACUUGAGAAAUAUUCUCCUGAAAAGAUCAUCUACGUUGUGUCGACCGAGCAGAACAAACACUUUGAAGAUCUCUUCAAGAUUCUUGGGAUUCUUGGGCACGACGAAAGCAAAUUCUUGCAUGUAAGCUACGGAUUGGUUGCUGGGAUGUCUACAAGAGCCGGAAAGGCCCAAUUCCUCGAGGACAUAAUCCAAGAAUCUACAAGUGUCAUGAAGAAGGUCAUGAUGUCGGAUAGUACCAAGAACUCGUUUACAAUGGACGAGAUUGACCAGACUGCCGAAGUCCUUGCCAUAUCAACACUUCUAGUAAUGGAUUUUACUGCUAGAAGAGUUAAGGGAUAUGAGUUUGACAUUGAAAAGAGGGCAAGAAACACCUCUGGAACAGGGCCGUACUUGCAGUAUGCUCAUUGCAGACUGAAGAGCAUCGAAUCCAGGAACAGCGAUGUUGACUACAGCGAUAUCAACACGAUCGACUUUAGCCUUAUUCAUGUUCCAGAGGUUUUCAAUCUUGUCUACAAGCUCCUGUGGUUUGAGCAUGCUGUUGAAAAGUGUCUGGACGACUACGAGCCUUCGAGAAUCGUCACAUAUCUUCAAGAUCUUGCUAGCUGCGUCAAUGUCGCAAUCAAUAGCCUAAAGGUUCUAGGUGUGGAGAAGGAACUUGCCAGAGCUCGACUCCUUGUUCUGUCUUCUGCAAGGAUCGUUCUUCAUAACGGACUAAAAAUCCUUGGAGCUACACCUUUGAAUAAAAUGUGA